CGUUAAUAUGUUCAACAUGUUCAAGCGUGGCUUUGAUUUCAUGUCCGACACUGACUUUGGAAGAUGUGGAAGAAGUUCAGCUCAUUCCAGAUGUUAUACAAACCAGCGAUCUAUCUGGAAAAUUACAACGGCUCCUAACAGUACCAGAAGAUACUCAUGGGGUGUACUGUGUCAUACCUUCAUGCCACUCGAAUCCUUGUCUUCAUGGAGGGAAGUGUACGGAGGCUGGGACAGGAUUUAAGUGUACCUGCUUAGAUGGCUACCGUGGUGACAGGUGUGAGAAGGAUAUGUUCAUCCGCGCCAUUAAAUUUCAUGAGGGACGUUUCAGUGAAAGACUCCUCGCUUUUGCAACCAACUCAAAUCCCACAAAAUACAUGCGCAUUCACCAAGAACAUUGGACCAGCAGCUCAUCUCAUCUUGUGUGUCAAUAUCUCGGUUUUGGAGGUGUAUAUGCUACCGUCGGGGGAGAGGAAAACGGAACUGCUUUCCCCGAAGGCGUGACUGAAACUGCAUCAGUGGUGUGUCUUCCCGAUGCUACUGAUAUCACCGACUGCUGGCAAUCCGGAGAGCCAAAACAUGGCAGAGUGGAUGAAAGUGUGGCAGUUGUAUGCUGUCCCGUUUCCCGUUGCAACCCGCCUGGCCACCCUCUUGGACUGGAGAGUGGCGCAGUUCCCGACUCGGCAAUUACCGCAUCCGGUUGCUUGAGCCCCCGUGUCUGCAGCCAUGAAGCCCGUCUAAAUGGAGAAUCGGCCUGGCUUCCCUCCGGAAAUUACGACGUGAACCAAUGGCUUGAAAUUAAGUUUGAAUCGAUCUUCAUCAUCACCGCCAUCGUUACACAAGGAAAGCCAAAAAGUACAAGACAUGUGACGUCAUUCACUGUAGCAUCAAGUCGGGACAGCAUCCACUGGGACUAUUAUAUGAACAACGAUGAUAUUCAGGCGUUUGCUGGGAAUUACGAUUCGGACAGCCCCGUGACUCACGUAUUCGAGAUACCAUUAUUGGCGCGCUUGGUUCGCAUCCAACCCAGGACAGCAUCCGUUUAUUUAAUGUACAAGAUCAUGAUGGGAGGUCUCCGGGUAGAACUCCUAGGAUUUGGACCUCUUUCAAACACAACAGCAUCCAUGAAUAUCAAGGGUCAAGUUGGUUGCAGAACUCUCAGUGGAGAGGGCCUGGGUGUGGAAGAUGGCCGGGUCCCGGAUUCCAGUAUGACUGCCUCCUCUGUGGCCAAGCCAGGCACAGAAGCUCAUCAUGGAAGAUUAAAUCAUAUGGCAACAAACACUAGCUUAGGAGCAUGGUUGCCUGAUGAAACGAAGAUCGGGAAAGAAAAUGCAUGGAUUAAGGUUGAUCUUGGAGAAGUAAUGCUAGUGACUGGUGUUGUCACCCAGGGUCAGGCUGAACUGAAUCAUUUUGUCAUUUCUUAUGAUAUCUCCUACUCACUGGACAAUGUAGAUUGGUUUUACCCAUCGGAGGAAGAUUGUGACUGGUCUAAGCCCUAUAAUGGUAAUUAUGAUAACAUCACUCUGUCAACCACACUCUUUCAACGACCAUUCAAAGCUCGCUACGUAAGGUUUCAUCCAUUCCAAUAUCACACGGCCAUGGCGAUGAGGAUUGAGGUCCUGGGAAUGACGGAACACGGAAGCGAAUAAUUCAUACAUUUUAAGUGAUGGAAUGUAAUUGUAAACAAUCGCCAGGUGGCCGUUUCAUACAGCUGUUCAUAGUUAAGAGCGACAUUAAGAACGACUGGUGAUCCUUUCUUACACGCUAAAUCAUCGCCAAU
This is a messenger RNA of Lytechinus variegatus (green sea urchin), 1777 nucleotides long. RefSeq names its product lactadherin-like. The transcript has 9 exons. Gene Ontology annotation, cellular component: membrane. Bases 288 to 1646 code for a protein of 452 amino acids. Lineage: Eukaryota; Metazoa; Echinodermata; Echinoidea; Temnopleuroida; Toxopneustidae. The record is from RefSeq and is a predicted model, not a curated record.